UCUUGGCACGAGUGCGCCGCCGCUGCUGCGGCCGUGGGAGUCGGUCGUCUGGUACCAGAAAACUACGUUUAAAGCUUUCGACUGGAAAUGAUGGCGCUCAUUGCAACAGUUCAGUGAAUAUGAUUAGUUAACUCAGUCUCCCAGAGAAAAAGCUCCACAUCUGUACUGGAUAUGUUUGUGUUCAAAGACUGAGCAACACAUCACCUCGGAGUUUUACAAUGCAGUGAACCUGAUGGCUCAGUGCCGUGUCCCACUACUUCUUCUGCUACUCAUCAAGACCGUGCAGACAUCAGCUGAAGCUCCAGACGGACGCAUCAAGUGCAUGUGUGAAGGCAGCUCAUGUGGCCCAGGGCAAUUGUGUGAUGGAGAAAGGUGCUUCUCCUCUGUGACUGUCAACAGAGACACACGCAUCUUCACUCGCGGCUGUCUGACAGGGCUGGAGAAGAGCCGCAGGACAUGCUCCACCUCACCUUCUGACAGCUACGUGAUAGAGUGCUGCUCACAUCACAUGUGCAACUCCAAUGCCACCGCUGACACACUGCAGCCCCUGCUGCUCACAGCUUCAAAUGGACGCAUCAAGUGCAUGUGUGAAGGCAGCUUAUGUGGCCCAGGAAAGUUAUGUGAAGGAGAAAGGUGCUUCUCCUCUGUGACUGUCAGCAGAGACACAGACAUCUUGAGUCGCGGCUGUCUGACGGGGCUAGAGAAGAGCCGCAGGAUCUGCUCCACCCUGCCUUCUGACAGCUAUGCUAUAGAGUGCUGCUCGCACCAUUUGUGCAACUCCAACAUCACCGCUGACACACUGCAGCCCUUGCUGCUAACUGCUGCAGAUGGGCACAUUAAGUGCAUAUGUGAGGGCAGCUCGUGCGGUCUGGGGCAGCUGUGUGAUGGCGAAAGGUGCUUCUCCUCAGUGACAGUUAAUGGAGAUGCACGCGUGUUCACUCGCGGCUGCCUCAAAGGGCUGGAGAAGAGCCGAAUGACCUGCUCCACCCCGCCUUCCGUCAACUAUGCUAUAGAGUGCUGCUCGCAUCAUAUGUGCAACUCCAACGCUACAGCUGACACACUGCAGCCCCUGCUGCUCACUGUUCCAGAAAGAGAGCCUGUCAGGCACAAGGCGGAGGCUCUUGUUGUCUUUGUGAUUGGCCCAUUUGUGGUACUGGCUCUCUUCUCCCUGCUGGCUGUUCUGGUUUGUCGAAGGCUUCAUCAAGGCCGGCUGGAGAGGCUUCAUGAACUGGAUGCUGAGCAGGGGACCAUUGAUGGCCUCAUCGCCUCCAAUGUGGGUGACAACACACUGGCGGAGCUGUUGGACCACUCCUGCACCUCAGGUAGUGGCUCUGGCCUACCCUUCCUUGUCCAAAGAACUGUGGCACGGCAGAUCAGCCUGGUGGAGUGUGUUGGGAAGGGACGUUAUGGCGAGGUGUGGAGAGGCCAAUGGCAGGGUGAAAAUGUGGCAGUGAAGAUCUUCUCUUCGAGGGACGAGAAGUCCUGGUUUCGUGAGACUGAGAUUUACAACACUGUGCUUCUGCGGCAUGAAAAUAUACUGGGAUUUAUUGCAUCUGACAUGACAUCACGUAACUCCAGUACUCAGUUGUGGCUUAUCACACACUACCAUGAGAAUGGCUCUCUCUAUGAUUAUUUGCAACGGGUUGCUGUUGAGACAGUAGAUGGUCUCCACAUGGCAGCAUCUGUGGCCAGCGGGCUCGUGCAUUUGCACACAGAGAUCUUUGGUACGGAGGGAAAGCCUGCUAUUGCCCACCGUGAUCUAAAAAGCAAGAAUAUCCUGGUGAAAAAGGACCUGCGAUGCUGCAUUGCCGACCUGGGGCUAGCAGUCACACAUUCUCAGUCAGAUAAUCAGCUGGAUGUGGGCAAUAACCCCAAGGUGGGCACCAAGAGAUACAUGGCCCCCGAAGUAUUGGAUGAGUCCAUCCAGACAGACUGCUUUGACGCAUACAAGCGUGUUGACAUCUGGGCCUUCGGACUGGUGCUCUGGGAGAUUGCUCGUCGGACCUUCAGUAAUGGGAUCGUUGAGGAGUACAAGCCACCAUUUUACGACCUUGUGCCCAAUGACCCUAGCUUCGAUGAUAUGCGCAAAGUCGUUUGCAUGGAACAGCAAAGGCCUUUCAUUCCCAACAGAUGGUUCUCUGAUCCAACUUUAUCAGCCCUGGUGAAGCUCAUGAGGGAAUGCUGGUAUCAGAACCCGUCCGCCAGGCUCACAGCACUACGCAUCAAAAAGACUCUAGACAAAAUCUACAGCUCCCUGGAGAAGGGCAAAGCAGACUGUUGAAGGGGUGCAGCGGCACAUGGGUUUCGGGUGGGGAGUGAUGCUUGUACUGCUCACACAAACUGGCACAUGUCCACUAACACCAAGCGCUUCUGAAGCAGUAAAAAUUAAAAUCCGAAAAAGGGCAGUAUUUUCUUUCUUCUUUUAAUCAUAGUUAGAUAUUUGGGGGGCAGUGUUUUAGUUCUGUUUUGUAUGUAACCUUCGGCUUGUUCCUAACCACACAAUGCAUGCAAGUCAGCUGCGAGAAUCUCUCUAGGCUGAGAGCGCAGUUAGUGAUUUGUACAGAGGCAUCCUGUAGUGUUUUGGGGCUUAAAUUGCCUUGCAGUUGCCUGCUGUGCUAUAUGCUCAAGGAAAAAUGCAGCUCCAGGCUGUUGUGGGUUUCUGUCCUGAAAUAUCACUGUAUGUGCCACGCUUCUCUCUGUUUAAUAUCCUGCUUCAGGCUCAAGAUUAAGGGCGGCACAAAAAAGCAGCAUUUUUCCUAGUCAAAAGAUCAGGACAUCUACUGAGAAGUUUAACAGUGGCCUGGGUGCCUUAGACUAGUUUUAUACAUUUCCACGCCUGCCCCCCCCCGGACAGAAAUUAACAAAGAAGCAACAUUACAUGACUUUCUUCCCUCAUGAUCUGCCUACACAGCAUUAUUUGGACCAGGAAUAGCACCUCCAAAUACUUUAUAGCUACCUGCAAAAGUGCCACAGGUCUUGGUUAUGUCUUCUCUCAAUAUAAAUGCGUAUGGUAUAUAAUCUUGUAGUCCCUCACGGUGUCUCUGAAAGCAUACUCAAACAGCAGCAUGUGGCAUUCUUUUUCAGAUUGUGUAACACUGACUAUUGUUGGACUGUCUAAGGAUUGGAGAAUGAUACUUAGACUAAGAGCUGCUUGCCAAUGUGAGACACUGAUCAUCACUGCAUCCUGCCUCCAAGGGACAUACUGCCAGAAAUGCCUCAGUCUUCUUGUUUUAUUCAGUGAUUUUUGGGCUAGAAAGUUUUAUUUUUUUAUUGCCACAUAUUAGGACUAUCCCCAUCUUCACAUGCAUCUGUGACUUUCUUCACGUGUGUUUUCUCUGAUACCUCUUUUCAUAGCCACAUGCAGAGUUCACAGCUUCCAUAAUCUUCCCUGGGGCCAAAUGAGGUGUUUUGCAAACUGAAUGUGUGUCCUAACAUACAGUACCUUUCUCCAAAAAGUAACUAACCAUGUUCUUUAUUUUACUAUUGGAAUUUGCUUGUAUUUUUCGUUAAAGUAACCUAAUCUUACAGGGUCAGCUGGUAUGGUUUUCCCAUUCCAGUAAAAUGUGAAGUUUGUUUUCAAAUUUUGUAAAUUAAGCCAUCAACCAUUCAGGAACAGAGCUAAGACAGAAGUAAGAUAGAAAAUACCUUUCCUACAAUUGAAAUGAGGGUGCCAAGGUGCUGCAGGUAGUGCUAGUGCCUCACAGCUCCUGGGUUGUGGGUUCAGAUGUGAAUUCAAAUUCACAAGAGUCUGUGCAGAAUUUUCAUGUUUUCCCUGUGUUCACAUGAAUUUUCUCCAGGUGUUCCAGUUUCCUC
Scleropages formosus (Asian bonytongue) is the source of this 3813-nucleotide messenger RNA. It is a transcript of the gene acvr1l, whose product is annotated as activin A receptor, type 1 like. Gene Ontology annotation, biological process: transforming growth factor beta receptor signaling pathway; heart development; protein phosphorylation. Lineage: Eukaryota; Metazoa; Chordata; Actinopteri; Osteoglossiformes; Osteoglossidae. Gene Ontology annotation, cellular component: plasma membrane; BMP receptor complex. Bases 233 to 2281 code for a protein of 682 amino acids. Gene Ontology annotation, molecular function: ATP binding; transmembrane receptor protein serine/threonine kinase activity. The record is from RefSeq and is a predicted model, not a curated record. The transcript has 13 exons.